AUGCCGCCCAAGACGCUCCGCUACUCCAAUGACGGCAGGAAGCCGCGGCCUGCGGUGGGGCGUGCCAACGGGAAGGCCAACACGAUGGUGGCGUCGACUGCAGCAACCGUAACAGCAGGCGCGCCGUCGUCCUGCUGGCAGGGUAGCAUGCGCCCAACGAGCAGAAUGUCAAUGACGACAAGCGGUGUGCCCGGCAGAGUCAUAUCCGCCACGCCUCUGCGCGACACGGCAGCGGCGGCGGGACGUGGCAACAACAACAACAACAUCAGCAGCAACGGUUCCUACAAGACGCCGCUGCUUGCCACGGAUGAGCGCAGCGGCGACGCUGCCCCGCCGCUGCUGUACCGCACGGACCUGGACAAGCACGUCAUUCACUUCGCCUUCCAGCGGUUUCCGCGCAGCAUUGAGAUCAUGGAGGAAGACGACGUGAUGACGGGCGAUUGGCACUUCUUUUGGAUGAAUGUGGCGCGUGUGCGCAGCAUCUUCUCCACCUCCGAGUACCGCCUGACGGACUCCCAGAUCAUCAACCACUUCCCGAACCACUACGAGCUGACGCGCAAGGAUCUGAUGUACAAGAACAUCAAGAAGUACAUCCGCGAACCCUCCAACGCGCAGCUGCGGGUGACGUUCACACCGCCAGGCAUAAAUGAGGGGGACGAGGGUGACUGCAACCGCAACUGGCUGCGCU
Messenger RNA from Trypanosoma grayi, 688 nucleotides. Its product is annotated as tubulin tyrosine ligase. Gene Ontology annotation, molecular function: tubulin-glutamic acid ligase activity; tubulin binding. NCBI's taxonomy places the organism in Eukaryota, Euglenozoa, Kinetoplastea, Trypanosomatida, Trypanosomatidae. Gene Ontology annotation, biological process: protein polyglutamylation; microtubule cytoskeleton organization. The record is from RefSeq and is a predicted model, not a curated record. The annotation marks the transcript as partial. Gene Ontology annotation, cellular component: cilium. The transcript has a single exon.